CGUACCUAAUGAUUCUCAAAUUUAUCAUAUUACUUGUAAAUUAUUUGAAUCAAACUUAUGCAAUGCUCCUCCAUUGAACAAUUCUCAUGUGUUUAAUUUUCAACCGGGUGAUGAGAAAAUCUAUAAAAUAAUUGCGGAAAUGGUCCCACAUUCGCUGAUAGUUCAGUUUUUGAACAGGACCAUGCACGGUAUAGAAUUUAGCAAACAACAGCCACAAGAAUAUUUAAGCUUUUCUCACGAGCAAAAAUUAAACUUGGAAACUCACUUGAAGAAAUUUUUAUUUGAUUAUUUGACAUCAAAGCAAAAUAAUUUGAUUGGUGGUGUUCAACCUCAAAUAAAAUACUUAAAUAAGUUGUAA
Messenger RNA from Funneliformis mosseae, 358 nucleotides. The record is from the annotation of a GenBank genome assembly. NCBI's taxonomy places the organism in Eukaryota, Fungi, Glomeromycota, Glomeromycetes, Glomerales, Glomeraceae.